CGAACUGACCUACAGUAGCUGGUCAGUGGCUGGCUAACGGGAUUCGCAGGACAGGAGUCGAAAAGGAAGGAGGAAGAAUUUAGGGAGUUGCAGACUAGCUAGCCAGCCAGCUAGCUGGGGCUACACGUACUGUGCGAAUGCAAAGUGAAUUCCUGAGCUAGCUUUUUAUCUUCUGACAAUUCUUGUGUUCAACAGUAAAAAAUAAAUGUGGUAGUUAUCCUUGCGCGAUAUUAUUUCUCUACCAGAAUACAGUUUUUGAGCAUUUAUUUGUUAGCACCAACUAGUCACACACUACGUGCUAGCAGUCACCGUGCAACAAGUCUUGUCCUGCUAGAGUUAAGGGUCUUUCUGAGUUGCACUUUUGUGCUUGAUAGCCAGCUUGCUAGGCUCGGUUUUGGGUAGGCCAUAGAUAGUGGGAUUGAGUCAUUUUAUUGCUAUCUCUUUUUUUUAACUCAGUUUUCUAUGUGGAAAACAGCAGGCGAGAAUCUCCUAUGGCUACAUAUGUGAUUGAGAGUGGGGUGGUGCUGAAGAGUGCUGGCGAAAGGAGUCUGAACAACAAUAGCAGCGAAGUGCUAGACACGGAUUGUAAGACUUAUGAGACACUGGAAAGUAACGUUAGGGAGAUUAAGAGUCCUUCAUCUUUUGGAGUAUGUGGAGAAGAGUGUGAGGACGAAGCACUAGACGACCUGCAAGACAGCAAGUUUACUUUUACUUUGGAAAAUGGCGAAGAGGCAGCGCCGUGGAGUCCAACCCAAACAGGAGGUCCACUUCAGGAAACGGCAACUUUAGACAAUAGACAAAAACAAGAAGCGCAGCGAAGCUCUACUCCCGUCAGUCUUCCCCAGCAAAGCCCAGCGUCUGCACACAACGGAAGUCUGGAGCGUCAGGAAUCCGUGGCAACGACAGAGGCUCGUUUGAGAAUGGAAGGGGUGGAGCUGAAAGAGGAAUGGCAGGAUGAGGAUUUCCCCAGGCCAUUACCUGAAGAGGAGGAAGAGGACAUUCAUCUUGAUGAUGAUCUCUUCACUGGCACAUCUGGAGAAGAACAGCCUGGUGCAGGCUAUGCUGCGAACAGUGGUAAGAAGACCAAGAAGAAACUGGCUGCUCCAGACAUUAGCCUAACACUAGACCGCAGUGAGGGCUCUCUUCUCUCAGACGAACUGGACGAGAGCACUGAGCUGGACCUGGAUGACAUAGACACACCCUCAGAUAACAGCAAUGAGUUUGAAUGGGAAGAUGACCUGCCCAAGCCCAAGGCCACAGAGCUGCUGCGUAAAGGUGUGGAGUCGGUCCAGGAGUACUCUGCCUCAGAGGAGAGGGAUGAGGGCCGGCGCUGGAGGGUGUUCCGCAUUGGGGAGCAGGAGCACCGCGUGGACAUGAAGGCCAUUGAGCCCUACAAGAGAGUCAUCAGCCACGGAGGUUACUAUGGAGAUGGGUUGAAUGCCAUCAUUGUGUUUGCUGUGUGCUUUAUGCCUGAAAGCAAUCAACCAAACUACAGAUACAUCAUGGACAAUCUCUUCAAGUAUGUUAUUGGAACACUGGAGCUGCUGGUGGCUGAGAACUACAUGAUUGUGUAUUUGAACGGGGCCACGUCUCGGAGGAAGAUGCCCGGUGUCGGCUGGCUCAGAAAGUGCUAUCAACAGGUUGACAGGAGGUUAAGAAAAAAUCUAAAGUCUUUGAUCAUUGUCCACCCAUCCUGGUUCAUACGAACUCUCCUGGCCAUUACUAAGCCUUUUAUAAGCUCCAAGUUUACCCAGAAGAUCAAGUAUGUUUUCAGCCUUACUGACCUGGCUGUGCUGGUCCCCAUGGAGUAUGUGUCUAUACCAGAGUGCAUCAAACAGUUUGACGACGAAAAAAAUAGGAAAAGCCAUAAAAGGUUUUGAAUUGAAGUGGUCGGUUGGACUGAUCAGGACAUGCAUGGCAGAGUGGAGAUGGCUGCUGCCGCACUUCCUGAGUGAGAGCCGUAGCACUGCCAGGCCAGGACGGAGGAACACACAGACAAAAACAUGGAUAGAAACACAGUGACUUGUGUCCUGUGUGCUGCGACUGAAGUCUAGCUCUUUGUGUCAGAGUGCCUUUUUGUGACUAUGCUGCCUGUUACAUUAUGGAACUUAUCUGUCAGCUGUGUUAGUGUGCCAUUUGCCCGAUAUCUGGUUGUUCUCUCACUGCUCUCUUUCAGAUGUUUUUAUAAUCUCUUGUAUAUCAAGCCAAACAUAGAUAUAUUUUGAUGUUGUCUCAGUUGCUGUUGCCAUGUAUUUAAGGCACUCUGUUUCAAAUGGUUGAUGCAUGUUCUUCAUUACAUUUAAAUAUAUAUUUAUAUUCAAAAGGUGAUAAAGGACAGAGAUUAAUAUAUUUUUUAUGUUUGAUUUGAAUUUGAACCAUAUUUUACGUUAUUAGACAACUGUUGCAUGGCAUUGCUUAGAGCAGGUUUAAUUGAACACUCAUAGAACAUACUUUACUGCUGCAAGAAUCCCACCUGAAAUAGUUUUAUCUGAGUGUCGUGGGUGGGUGCCAUUUAAUAGUGAGAGUGUAUGUGAAACCUGAACCAAUCAUAAAGAAGUAGUGACACGAAUAAGGAUAAAUCUCUUUGAAUUCUGUAGUAUGUUGAUUGAGUAUUUUAGAGUGGAUACUGUACAUUUCUGAACCCAAUUGUAUGCUUUUAUUUAUUAGAAAUGACUGCUUAUCAAAAAUAAUUUUGAUAGAAUGUGUUUUACAGUAGGAUGCAUGCAUUACACAGUAGCUGCUAUUCAUGUAAAAAUGAAUAAACAUUAAAGGCCUGUACUGUACAAGGAAUUGCUUACAUAAAACUGGAUUUAUGUAAGACUCAUAUGAAUGUAACUACACAGCAGUUAUUUUUCGAUGGUGGCUGUGCAUAUAAUGUUUUGGAUGUUUGGUAUCAGCAGACAGUCAAUGCUGAAAUAAAAUAAUCUUGAACAGGGAAGAAAAAGUC
Messenger RNA from Osmerus eperlanus (European smelt), 2947 nucleotides. It is a transcript of the gene bnip2, whose product is annotated as BCL2 interacting protein 2. Gene Ontology annotation, cellular component: cytoplasm. Bases 492 to 1880 code for a protein of 462 amino acids. Gene Ontology annotation, biological process: apoptotic process. The record is from RefSeq and is a predicted model, not a curated record. Lineage: Eukaryota; Metazoa; Chordata; Actinopteri; Osmeriformes; Osmeridae. The transcript is spliced from 12 exons.